AUGCCAAUUACGUCCGAUCAAAAGACGGCAAUGGACCAGGUCCUCGCUGCCAUUUUGGCUGCGACUGCAACUAGAGGGAAGCGGCAAUUGUCUGCGAUGUUCAUGGAGUUGGUCGACCGAGAAGAAUGGCCGCAAUAUUACGAAGUUAUCCCUGAACCACGUUGUUUGAAUAAUGUCAAGGCGGGGUUGGAUAAAGGUCGCUAUAAAGAGGCAACAGAUGUUUAUACCGACAUAUCACUUGUCUUUUGGAACGCACUGUACUACAACGAACCUGGAAGUGGGAUUGCGACAGACGCUGAAACGCUAAAGACCCUGCUAGAAACUGAGUGGAAGAAACGCUCAGUCCUUCCCAUCCCUCGUACCUCUCCACCCCCUCCUUCUGCCCAAAAGGUUUAUAAAGGCAAGGGCAUCGCAGAGGAAGACAAAGAAGAACUUCAAAAGCCAGCUCAAGUCAUUCCAGCAGCUCCAUCUCCAGCCCCGGUAGCCAUAGCAGCUCCAACACCCAAGCCCGCAACACGUGUCGUCACACAGGCUCCGGCGCACAACCUCGCACCAACGGCAAGCACAAGCACCGCAAAUUACUCAUACGCAAAACCUACAUCUACUCGAACCAGGUCAACUCAGCACCAAGACACCGCAGACAUGGAUGUUGACGUCGUCUCGCCAGACGUCGAGGUACACGGUGAUGAAGGAGCGGGGGUGGGGAUAGAGCGAGAUCCACAGAGUGAAGAAAUUGUGAAGCAGCUGGAGAGGGGCCUUCCAGGGUGGCCUGGAUUUGCGGAUGUGGGUUGGGCGGAAGGUACUCAGGAACGCAUAUUGGAGAUCGCUCAUGCCAUUAAGAGUCACAAAGACGUGAUUGGAAAUCGGCUCGCCGCUGCUUUGGAAUCAGUACCGGAAGAAACAUCGUCGCCACAUCUCCCUUUUACUGCUCCCCUUUCUCUGAAAUCAAUUGAGUCUCGUGCCCGCUCAAAAAGCUACGCCAAUGCGAAGGAAUUCGAUAUCGACAUGGCACGUCUCUUCUUAAAAGCACGUCGAUGGCACAAACCAUGUACAGAACCAUAUGGUCAAGUCUUACUUCUUCAAAGACUCUAUCAAGCUUUGACUUCCCCCAAUACACCACCACAAGGCACUGUGCUUUCUUCAUCAACGAACUUUACGUCUCUACGCGCAGGACCAGGCAACGUCAAGCCCGUACAUGGAGCGUCAGAUAGCGAUACUGCUCCCAGCGUUACCAGCUACAGGGUGCCUACAAAAGAUCGAGUCUUUGUUGAUGAGGUGACGUAUAAGGGCUGGAGCGUGAAGCUUGCGGAUUGGCUCCACUUGGCCAAUCCUGAUGAUCCCAGUCGGCCUAUUAUUGGGCAAGUGUUUCGGUGUUGGGUGGCCGAUGACUCCUCGAAAAAGGGACAGCCUGGAGUAACUGUGUCGUGGUAUUACCGGCCUGAGCAGACAUUUCAUUCGCCAACUCGACAGUUUUGGGAGGGAGAGGUUUUCAAAACUAGUCACUUUGCUGACCAUCAAGUGGAAGACAUCAUCGAAAAAAUUGCUUGCCAGUUCACCGCACGACACAUCCGAGGACGGCCGCGGCCGCCUUACUGGUACCCUGGCUUUCCACUGUACGUCUGCGACUCGCGAUACAACGACCGCGACCGUGCAUUCGUGAAGAUUAAAAACUGGAACUCAUGCGUUCCAGAAGAAGUGAGGAAGAGCACCGAGUUCAUGCCCAUUUACCCAUUUGAGAAGACGGUGUAUCCUGUGGUCUUGGCGAGCCCUUUUCUAGCCCAAGGUGUUGCGGGGAAGAGCGUGUCCAAAUGUCCGGGCGGGAUCGUGAGGGCAGAAUCACAAGCUGCGGCCGUCAACGGCAACGAUCCAGAAGUGCGGACGACGAGGAGUAUGCAAGCCAGUCAAUCUUCUCAUGUUCAGCAACAGCAAGCGCCUGGGUACGUACAACCGCAGCAAGUGCAGCGUCCUUCUGGUCCAGACAGAUCAGUAAUAACGGCAGCUGGGGGACUCGCAGCUCUUGGGGGUGGGGCACAUGUCGAAAAGCUCCCUCCAGAAACAGUCAGGCACUUCGAUAGGGAUCCCGAGACGGGUGAAAUGUUGUGGUUCCCUGCACCUCCUUUGAAUGUCGCGCGUCCAAGUGGCCCGAGAUAUAGCCUUACGUAUUUGAAUUAUGUCGCGACGAAGAGAAAGCGCCAACAAGAGGGGAGUGCGGAGGAUGAGGGUGCUGAAGAGGAACGGAGUCGGGUGCGGCCUACUGUGUCGGAGAACAUGAGGGCGGCAUUGAAAGAUGUGGGAUUGGCUUGA
Molecule: messenger RNA, 2304 nt
Organism: Laccaria bicolor S238N-H82
Lineage: Eukaryota; Fungi; Basidiomycota; Agaricomycetes; Agaricales; Hydnangiaceae
Product: RSC complex protein
Exons: 10
Coding region: 1-2304 (767 amino acids)
Biological process (GO): chromatin remodeling
Cellular component (GO): RSC-type complex
Molecular function (GO): protein binding; chromatin binding
Source: RefSeq, a predicted model, not a curated record